GGUCCUCCUCUCCCCUCAGGCAUCGCUGCAGGUCCUGGAGGAGUCCGAGUGCCAGCUGUGGUGGGCCGCCAAGGAGAUGCAGCGAGGCAAGAAGCUGCAGGACUACAUCGGCAAGAACGACAAGACCAAGCUGGUGGUCAAAAUCCAGAAGAAAGGACAGGGGGCGCCGGCGAGGGAGCCUCUGGUCACCAAUGAGCAGCACAAGCAGAUGAUGCUGCAUUACUACAGGAGGCAGGAGGAGCUCAAGAAAUUAGAAGAGGCGGACGACGACAGCUACAUGGACUCGGAGUGGUCCGACCGGCAGGCCCUCAAAAGACAAUUUCAAGGCCUGACCAACAUUAAAUGGGGACCCAGGUAACGGUUGUCCACUUGCGCCAAUGUUUCAUGACGUCUUCCCGCCCAUCUCCCCGGCAACGAAAAACCCAACGCCGCACUGCAUGGCGUCUCCCCCCGGUCCCGUUUAAUAAACUGCUUUUAUUUGCUCAUCUGC
Hippocampus comes (tiger tail seahorse) is the source of this 490-nucleotide messenger RNA. RefSeq names its product UPF0769 protein C21orf59 homolog. Lineage: Eukaryota; Metazoa; Chordata; Actinopteri; Syngnathiformes; Syngnathidae. The annotation marks the transcript as partial. Gene Ontology annotation, biological process: regulation of cilium movement. The record is from RefSeq and is a predicted model, not a curated record. The transcript has 3 exons.